AUGAAUAACGCAAACAAUAAUUUACAUUAUUAACAACAUUUGUAAUCUCUUAAUUAUGGACUAAAACAGGCAUGGAGAAAAAGAAGUAGCGAAAAACAAACUUGACAAAGAAGAAAAUAGAAAGGAAUUGCGAAUAAAGGAGAGAAGAGAGAGAGAGAGAGGAAAAGACAAUUUUUUUUAUAUAUCAUUUUCGUUUGUGUAAUGUUGUAUAUAAACCCAGCCCUUUUCCAGCAAAUACACAGUACCCAUUUUCAUUUUUUUAAUUAUAUAUUGUUUGGCCGUUUACUCUGCGUUUUUCUUAUGUCUCUUUUUUCAGUCUUGGUUUUUGUUUAUUGCAAUAAAAUAUUCUCAGCUCUGAUGGACUUAAAACAGACUUUGACAGUGGAGCAAAUCUAGAGUAUUCUUUCUCUCUCUCAUUUGUUUACUCCCUUAGGCUGUCCAAAACAGGACACCCAUAUCAAACUGAAGCAUUGUAAAACUGAUUUUUGAAGCUUUCUGGAAGUGGGUUCUUGAGUUCAUCCAUCAGUGUAUCCGAGGUAGUACUAUUGUGCUGUUGCUCGUUCUUUUCUUUCUUUCUUUUUUUUUUCUUUUGGUUUAAAAACAGAGGAUUAGUAAAAGAGAGUUAAAUAAAAAAGUUGCCCUUUAUGGUUAUUAUAAUGAGGGACUUUCCUUCUUGUUUUGGUGAAAGCGGUGUUCAAGUAGCUGAUUCAUCAUCUUCAAGUGCAGCUAAAGCUGCUCAAAACUUGGUUACUUGUGUUUAUCAGUUUCAAUUACACGGUCGAUCGUGUUUAAUCACGGUUACAUGGACCAAGAAUCUGAUGGGUCAAGGCCUUGGUGUUGCUAUUGAUGAUUCAGCCAAUCAAUGUUUGUGUAAAGUUGACAUAAAGCCCUGGUUGUUCUCUAAGAGAAAAGGAUCGAAGACUAUAGAUGUAGAUUCUGGUAAAAUUGAUAUAUGUUGGGACUUGUCUAAUGCUAGAUUUGGUUCCGGGCCAGAACCAGUUGAAGGGUUUUACCUGGCUGUUGCAUUUGACCAGGAAAUGGUGCUGCAUCUUGGAGAUUUGAAGAAGGAAGCAUCUAAGAAGAUUAACAUUAGCAGUACUCCUCUUAGUUCCGAUGCUGUUUUCAUUGCAAAAAGAGAGCAUAUUUUUGGGAAGAAGUUUUAUGGUGCCAAGGCUCAGUUUUGUGACAAGGGACCUAUUCACGAUGUUGUAAUCGAGUGCGACCCCUUCGAUCUUAAGGAUCCAUGCCUUGUUAUCCGCAUUGAUAGUAAAACAGUGAUGCAGGUGAAGCGGCUCAAUUGGAAGUUCCGCGGCAACCAUACCAUUUUGGUGGAUGGACUUCCGGUGGAAGUGUUCUGGGAUGUGCACAACUGGCUAUUUGGCAAUGCUAUGGGCAAUGCUGUUUUCAUGUUUCAAAGUUGCAUCUCUGCAGAGAAGUUGUGGACUGGCGACUCUGCAUUUGAUCCAUCUCUAUUGACAUGGUCUUCCUCUCAAAAGCUUAAAGAUCAUCACCAAGUACAGGGUCUUGGCUUUUCAUUAAUAUUGUAUGCUUGGAAGCAUGAAUAGAAGUGUAAAUUUUUUUUCUCACUAGUGAGAUGUAGAAAAUACCUUCUACUAUGAUUUUUCAUUGAUGGGAUUGAAAUAUGGUACAUGCAACAUAAGAGGUGUGGUUCA
Gossypium arboreum is the source of this 1673-nucleotide messenger RNA. RefSeq lists its product as uncharacterized. NCBI's taxonomy places the organism in Eukaryota, Viridiplantae, Streptophyta, Magnoliopsida, Malvales, Malvaceae. The transcript has a single exon. The record is from RefSeq and is a predicted model, not a curated record. Bases 645 to 1565 code for a protein of 306 amino acids.